CCGGGGAGUGAUUAGCCCCAAAAGCGGAGUGGAUAGCGAGUGAGCGAGAGCGAGGAGGAAAAGAAACGUUUCGCGAUGGCGGACGACGACAACACCCUGGAGGAGAUCCCGGAGUCGGAGAACAAGCAUCUCCUUCGCAACCGAGGUCGCAAGGGCGCGCUGAAGAAGAAGAACGUCUAUAAUGUCAAGGAUCAUCGGUUCAUACCGCGCUUCUUCAAGCAGCCCACGUUCUGUUCGCACUGCAAGGAUUUUAUCUGGGGAUUCGGCAAGCAAGGAUUUCAGUGUCAAGUUUGUUCCUUCGUCGUUCACAAACGAUGCCACGAGUACGUCACCUUCAAGUGUCCGGGUGCGGACAAGGGAGCCGAUUCGGAUGAUACCCGUACCAAGCAUGAGUUUAAAGAGUCGACCUAUUCGAGCCCAACGUUUUGCGAUCACUGUGGCUCGCUGUUGUACGGUCUGAUCCACCAGGGGCUUAAGUGUACAGCAUGUGAUAUGAAUGUACACAAACGGUGCGAGGAGAGCGUACCGAACCUCUGCGGAUGUGAUCAUACCGAGCGCCGAGGGCGGAUCCAGCUGUCGAUCACGCAGGCGGCCGGCAAGCUCAAUAUUGAAGUGAAACAGGGUCGCAACCUGAUUCCGAUGGAUCCGAAUGGCUCGAGCGACCCGUACGUCAAGAUUAAGCUCAUCCCGGAUGCGGACAAUGUGAAGAAGAAAACCAAAACCAUCCGCGCGUCGCUGAACCCGGUCUGGAACGAGACGCUGAUAUUUGAUCUGAAGGCGGAGGAUAAGGACCGCCGUCUACUGAUCGAGGUGUGGGAUUGGGAUCGCACCUCGCGGAACGAUUUCAUGGGAUCACUGUCGUUCGGCAUCUCCGAGAUCCUGAAGAACCCGGUCGACGGGUGGUUCAAGCUGCUCACCCAGGAGGAGGGCGAAUACUACAACGUGCCGGUACCGGAGGAGGGUGCCGAUCUUGUGCAGCUCAAGAGCCAAAUGAGGAAAACAUCCAUCACCAAGAAGAUACCGAUGAUGGGCGAUAAGGAUGUGCCGCAUAAUAUGACCAAGAAGGACGUCAUACGGGCGACCGACUUCAACUUCCUGAUGGUGCUCGGCAAGGGUUCGUUCGGCAAGGUGAUGCUGGCCGAGCGCAAGGGCACCGACGAACUGUACGCGAUCAAGAUCCUGAAGAAGGAUAUCAUCAUUCAGGACGACGACGUCGAGUGCACGAUGGUGGAGAAGCGUGUCCUUGCGCUCUCCAGCAAGCCUCCGUUCUUGGUGCAACUACAUUCGUGCUUCCAGACGAUGGAUCGUCUGUACUUUGUCAUGGAGUACGUCAACGGUGGUGAUCUCAUGUUUCAGAUUCAACAGUGCGGCAAGUUCAAGGAACCGGUCGCAGUAUUUUAUGCAUCGGAAAUUGCAAUAGGUUUGUUUUACUUGCACGCGCGCGGCAUCGUCUACCGCGAUCUGAAGCUGGACAAUGUUCUGCUGGAUCAGGACGGUCACAUCAAGAUUGCCGAUUUCGGUAUGUGCAAAGAGGGCAUUAUGGCUGAUAAGACGACGAAAACAUUCUGCGGCACUCCGGACUAUAUAGCACCCGAGAUCAUUCUAUAUCAACCGUACGGCAAGUCUGUUGAUUGGUGGGCCUACGGAGUGCUACUGUACGAGAUGCUCGUUGGUCAGCCACCGUUCGAUGGCGAGGACGAGGAGGAGCUGUUUGCCGCCAUCACCGAUCACAACGUUUCCUACCCGAAGAGCUUGAGUAAGGAAGCCAAAGACGUCUGCAAGGGGCUACUGACGAAGAAUCCACAGAAACGGCUUGGCUGCGGUGCUCGAGGCGAGGAGGAUGUCCGUGCCCAUGCCUUCUUCCGGCGCAUCGAUUGGGAGAAGAUCGAAAACCGGGAAGUGCAGCCCCCGUUCAAGCCAAAGAUUAAACAUCGCAAGGAUGUCUCCAACUUCGAUCGUCAGUUCACUUCGGAGAAAACCGAUCUCACGCCGACGGACAAGCUUUUCAUGAUGAAUCUCGAUCAAACGGAGUUCAACGGCUUCUCGUAUCUUAAUCCCGAGUUUGUGCAGUACGUCUAAAAGUGGGGAGGGCGCCCGGAACCAAUCUCAACACCAGCCUCCCCUUCACGUCUAGCAGUGGUUAUUGCUCAACCCGCGUUUCCAUUUUAAUGUUUGUAUUUUGUUUAAUUCGUUUACCGUGUCAGCCGAUCGGAGAGACCACUUAUCCAAAGAAACGAUUUACAUUAAGCUACAUUUGCUGUGACCUUUCGCAGAAGGUUGUUCGACAGUAGGGCAUUCAUGAAUCCAGUCAAACGGCUUGCCAUACGAUAAGUUUCCAUUCCGCUCUCAAACGUUUGGAGCAUUUGUUUUCACCUCCCCGGGGGGACUUGCGAACCACAAUCCUUAGGUCUUCCCGUUCGCGCGAGGUGUCGUUGCCUAGUUGUUUAAUUAGUCGCCGUUUUAGUUAAUUUUCCACAAAUUUCGCGAAAGGCAGGAUGUGGUUUGCUUAACAAGCUUCGUCUUCGGAUAUGUUUUAUGUUUACCGUAAUCGAAAUGGCGUGUCUCUCGUGGCCACAGUUUCGUUUGCCUGUGCAAAUCUCCUGUACAUGUUUAGCUAGUAAAUAAGCAAAAGGAUCCGAUCGGUUUUGCCUGCACUCCAUCGGUUCCUCCUUUGCGAGGGAAUCUAAUUGCCAAACUCUUUUAUCUACUAAUACCACUUUUACACUCAUUAUCGUGUCACGGACACCGGCGAAGCUACGCCAGCGAGCGAACAACGGAUUACAUUCGGCGCGCCAUGUCUAUGGCGGUCAUGUCGCAAGUGGCGAUUGCUUGAUCGUGGCUCCGUCCGGAUCCGUGAAGCGACAUUUAAAACAUCUGCACCUUGUUAAAAUCUACACACUUUUAUACUAUAAACAAAUUAUACAUAUAUACAAAUGCGUUUCAGUAAAUGAAGCAUUCAGCAACAACAGAAAGUAAUAAACAAUCCAACUGAUCGUCGAGAGUGGCACUUGAGGGGCAAGGCAGGAAAAGAAAAGGAAAAAAUACAAGCAAAACAAUUAAAAGAAACACUGCAAGUGAAGCUAAUUUAUUUUCGCAUCGAAUAAUUUCGCCGGGAGGAUUUUACUUUUCGUUUCGAGCAACGCGCUAUCGAACAACCGAAAAGCAUCAAUACAAUUGCAAACCAACACUAUAAUUGUUCUGAAAAAUAUCGAAUAAAUCAGACUCUUUGCUUACGACCAGUAGAGAAGCUUAGACGAUACGUGAGAUCGCCUUACAUGGAAAAUAAUCUUUCGAGAGAAACUAAAAGGUACAACCCAGGACUACAUUGUGAACCCAGAAGAAUUUAUUCUGCUCUUCUCGGCAGCACGCAUUCAAUGUUGCACUCUGUCGAAUGGUUCGACUCUAUCGUCCCUUUCUAGGUGACCGACAAGCCACCGGAAACUACAAGAUCUACGGAAUUUAAAGCAGUACAGCUCUAGUUGAGCCGACUUUUAGGGAAUCACUUUGGUCGUGAACAACAAC
Anopheles cruzii is the source of this 3522-nucleotide messenger RNA. RefSeq names its product protein kinase C, brain isozyme (gene Pkc53E). Gene Ontology annotation, biological process: protein phosphorylation. Gene Ontology annotation, molecular function: zinc ion binding; ATP binding; diacylglycerol-dependent serine/threonine kinase activity. The transcript has 13 exons. The coding region runs from base 76 to 2079 and encodes 667 amino acids. NCBI's taxonomy places the organism in Eukaryota, Metazoa, Arthropoda, Insecta, Diptera, Culicidae. The record is from RefSeq and is a predicted model, not a curated record.